Sclerotinia borealis F-4128 is the source of this 1023-nucleotide messenger RNA. Lineage: Eukaryota; Fungi; Ascomycota; Leotiomycetes; Helotiales; Sclerotiniaceae. The record is from the annotation of a GenBank genome assembly.
AUGAGUGGCUCCGCAACAGCUUUCACCGCCGCUACGGUGAUCCGAGAACCUCAUCCUCAUCCUCAUCCUCAUCCUCAUCCUCAUCCUCAUCCUCAUCCUAUACACGACGUUACUCUAGAGGUACCAAUGGGACUUACGCAACAAGACAUCAUUCGAAUCACUCUCACGGGACCAGCUCUCGUUCUCACCAUCCUAGGAAUUAUCAUCAGCAUCAAUCUUCUCCAGCCAUCCUUGACCUGUACCAUCAUCGCCUUCGCACCAAUACCAUGGAUCGUGUAUAACGAUUAUCACAACUUCAUAUCCCUGGGACCUGGGGGCACUCCUUCCACUCUAUUUGGAUACCUCCGAAUUACCUAUCUUCGCAUCUUCGCUCUUUCUGAUCCUUACAGCCCACCCAAACUCUCCGAUGACAUAUCUCCUACCAUCGGUUACAUACAACGCGCUCGCCCACACCUUUCUACUCGCAAUGGUCCACGUCCCCGAGUCGCCGGCAUUGCUCCCCAAAGACAAAUAAGUCAAUAUGGUUCUCGAGCCAUGUACAACCUUCUCCGCAUCAGCCUCAACAAUCUCGCCCAUAGACAACCCGACAUUCUCAAGGUAGGAGUCUCCUGUUUCGAGAAAAAAGGACUUGCUCUCUUCUCCCUCGACCCUAUCAACACCACCUGCCAGGGAGAAAUUUGCCACGUGCAUCAUAGCGACAAUAGCUUCCACAUGAACCUACACCCGAGCGACGCCAAGGUAAUUUUGGAAAAAGGGUGGGGCGAAAGACAUCCAAUGGCUGGUGCCUCUACUCCGAGAACCAUCUCCAAUGUCCUCUCGUACCUUCCAAAAUCUCUCUCGACGUGGCUAUCACCAAGAGUUGUGCCCGAACAAUUCUGCUUGAUCUAUGCACCAAGGAACAAGGAUGAGCUACAGGUUGUAUGCCACAUCAUCGAGGCGGCUGCAUUCUGGGUCAGUGGUGAGCUAUUGACACUUCCCAUUGAGAGUGUCUCGUUGGUCGAGGAAUCUGUUACUGCUGCUUAA